Boleophthalmus pectinirostris (great blue-spotted mudskipper) is the source of this 7162-nucleotide messenger RNA. RefSeq names its product translocated promoter region b, nuclear basket protein (gene tprb). Gene Ontology annotation, biological process: mRNA export from nucleus; protein import into nucleus. Gene Ontology annotation, molecular function: structural constituent of nuclear pore. Gene Ontology annotation, cellular component: nuclear pore. The record is from RefSeq and is a predicted model, not a curated record. Lineage: Eukaryota; Metazoa; Chordata; Actinopteri; Gobiiformes; Gobiidae.
AUGGCGGCACUGCUACAGCAGGAGCUGGAGCCUGCGGAGAUCGCAAAACUACCAAAAAACAUCGUAAACAAAAUUGAGAAGAUUCUGUUGGACCAACAAUAUGAAAUAGAUUCUUUAAAGGCGCAGCAGGAGCAGUUUAGAGUGGAUAAUGAGCAACAUUUCUUUGAGAAAGUGCAACAGCUUGCUCACUGUAAAGAACAGUUUUUGACGAAGUCCCAAGAGCACCUGAAGCUCAAAGAAGAAUUCACCAAACUUGAGGAGGAACUUAAAACUGUGGUUGCCAAAAACAGAGAACAUGAGAUCACACAGGAGAGGCUGUCAUCAGACCAGGUUCUGCUGUCAAAAGCCAGAGAAGAGCUGGAGGCUGAAAAGCGAGAACUUGUUCGCACACUGGAAAGACGCUCGCUGGAAGUCGAGCAUUUAAAUGAUGAUUUAAGACAACUAAAUGACAAACUGGUUGAAGCUGGUACAUCUAGAAUAACUUUGCAGAUGAAGCUUGAUGAGCUUGAAGCAGCUGAAGUUAACAUUAAGUACAAAGAGAAGCGUAUGGAUCAGGAGAAGGAGCUCCUACAGGGACAGAUCUCUUGGCUGAAUGAUGAGCUUAAAGCCAAGACUGAGGAGCUACUGUCUCUGUCCAGACAGAAGGGCAACGAGAUCCUGGACCUAAAAUGCUGCCUGGAGAAUAAAGACGAUGAGUUGAACAAGCUUCACGAUCAACUAACCAGCUGCAAAACUUCAAAUGAAGAUCUGCAGAAACAACGAGAAGAAAUGACUAACAAACUUAAAGAGGCUAAGGUGCAACAAGCUGCAAUGGAGGAGAGAUUUAGAAAUGAACUUAACGCUAACAUCAAACUGGCUAAUUUGUACAAGGGAGCUGCAGCAGAUGCAGAGGCAAAAAGUGAAGAGUUGAGCCAAGCUGUAGAAGAACUGCAUAAACUCCUGAAAGAUGCUGGAGAAGCGAACAAAGCCCUGGAAGAAAAGGUACAGGAGCUGAAUGCAGGCACAGACAAGGCUACAGCUGAGUUAAAGGAGAGGAUUCAGAGUCUUGAGAAGGAGCUGGACAAUGCAAACGAACUGCUGGCUUCUUCUGCUCUCAGAGGCCCUGCUGCGUCAUCCUCCUUAACUGAAGAACAGCUCACCACUAUGUCUCCCACUGCUGCUGCCGUCUCAAAGAUAAAGCCUAAGAUGAAACUGACAGAGUUAUACACAGCAUAUGUGGAGAGCCAGGAGCAGCUUCAGUUGGAGCGUCUGGAAAACAAGCGCGUCAACAAAUACCUGGAUGAAAUUGUGCAGGAAGUGGAAGCCAAGGCCCCGAUUCUGAAACGCCAAAGAGAUGAACACGAACGCAUGCAAAAGUCUGUGGCUAGUCUCUCAACCAAACUUGAGCAAGCCGUCAAGGAGGUGCAUCGUCUCCAAAAAGAGGCAGAUGAAGCCAACAAGCGUGCCUCUGUGCUGGAAAGAGAAAGUCAAAGAUCUGAAAUGCAGCUGUCUGAUAUGGCUCAGCAGGUUCGAGUUUUGCUGAUUGAGUUGGAGGAGGCUCGUGGGAACCAUGUGCUCACCGAUGAGGACGUGAGCUCGACCGAUAUUAGCAGCACCUCUGAUGUCAUCUCUCAGCACCUGGUGACCUUCAGGAGCGUCGAAGAGCUACAGAAGCAAAACCAGCGCCUCCUGGUGGCCCUCAGAGAGCUUGGGGAGGCCCAGGAGAAAGAAGAGUUUGAAGCAACAGGCAACAAACGAGGUGAACUGGAACAGAGUCUGGAGAAGGCACAGUCUGAGUUGGAGGGUUUGAAAGAGCAGAGGAGUCAACAGCUGAAGAUGACGGAGUCCAUCGUGAGGCAACGAGACAUGUACCGUGUACUGCUCGCUCAGGCCACUGGGGUCAGCUUCCCUCAGCAAGGUACUCUGCCUGAGGAGCUGUCUGCUCUGACCUCAACCCCGAGACGCUCCCCUGCAACCACGCCCACCACGGGAACGCCUACUGCUCUCGUCUCCAUGGCAACGGACACUGCAGAGGCCCUGGAGGCCAAGGCGGCUCUGAGACAAUUGCAGGAUGUGUUCACAAACUAUAAGAAAGAGAGAUUGGAGAGUGACAAAUCAAUGACUGAGCAAAAUGAGAAACUCCAAGAACAAAUCUCUGAACUCCGCUCUGCAAAUGCAAAGGUCUCCACCCAGCUCGAAUUUGCAUCUAAAAGGUACGAGAUGCUGCAGGACAAUGUUGACGGCUACCGCAAAGAGAUCGCUGCCCUCAGAGAAAAAGAACAGAAGAUGCACACUGCAAUUCAGAAGCACGAGCAGACCAUCCACACGGUCAAUGAGGAUCUGAAAGCUGCCAAGGAAAAACUGGCCAUGUCCGAAGGGCAGGUCGAAAGUCUUCGUAAAGAGAGAGACAUGCUUAAACUGGUGGAGUCUCGUCUCACUCAUGAAAAAGAGGCCAUUUUGAGUCAAAAGCAGAGCCAGAAUCUACUACUCACAAAUCUACAGAGCAUACAGGCCACUCUUGAGCGCUCAGAGACAGACACUCAGCAGCGUCUCAACAGUCAGCUGGAGAAACAGGAGCGCGAGAUCUCACAGCUGCAGAAAAGACUUGAGAAUGAAGUGGAACAGCGCCACCUGCUGACCAGAAACCAGGAGAUUGAAUUGGUUGAGACAAAGAGACAGUUGGAGUUGCAGGUGGCUCUUCAUCAGAAAACCAAAGAUCAGCUAAGUGCAGCCGAGGUGGAACUGAGCUCUCUGAGGAUCCAGUCUGGAGGAGACUCCCGUCGCAGCCUGGGCUCUCCACCCACACCAAUACGCAGUUUAUCUGUGUUGGACCAGAACCAGAACGAGGAGGACUUGCUGGGCCGGCUUCGUUUGGCUGAGACCAGAGCAAAUGAACUUUCUGAGAAUCUAAAGACAGUCACUGCCUCCAUGGAAAUGUACAGGACCAUGGCCCAGAGUCUGGAGGAGUCCAUAGGCCUAGAGAAGGAGGUGACGGAGCAGGCCCGAUCUUCCAUUGAAACUCGUAUGAAGGAGGCUCAAGAGCAGUACCACAAACUGGAGGAGAAACUGUCUGAAGUUCAGAGAGAGAAAGAGAGUCUGGAAGAGCAGAAGAGUGCUGCAGUGGGGGCUCUAGAAGAGCAGAUCACUGCUCUUAAGAGAGAUCUGAGCAAUGCACAGGCUGAGCACCAGGAGGCACUUCAGAAAGUGGCUCUUCUGGAAGCCCAGCAGCAACAGGCUCUAGAAGACAGCCGCGAACAGGUGAGACUGACAGCAGAGGCACAGGACAAAUACGAGCGUGAGAUGAUGCUCCAUGCUGCAGAUGUGGAGGCUCUCCAGACGGCGAAGACCCAGGCUCUUCAGGCCGUGGAACUCAGACAUCAGCUUGAGGAGAAGUUCCAGAGGGUCAGUGCAGAGCUCCUGGAGGCUCGAGUGUCCUGGGAGGAACAGGAGAAGAUACUCAAGGAGGAGAUGUCCAAAGUGGAAAGUCGUGGAGAGGAGCUUCAGAAACAGAACACACUUUUACAUAAACAGAUCGAAACGAUGAGCAAGAAAAUGGCAGAAAAUCUGCAGAAGGCCUCUGGAGACAGUUCACUCAACAUCCCUCUCACUGAAGAGGGCAAGUCUCAAGAGCAGGUUCUUGAGAUCCUCAGGUUUGUGCGUCGUGAAAAAGAAGUGGCAGAGUCUCGUUUUGAGGUGGCCCAAGGAGAGAGUCUGCGUUACCGUCUGAGAGUGGAGCAUCUGGACAGAGAACUAAAGGAGGUGCAGGACGGUCUGAGCGCAGCCAGGGAGAGAAUGCAGGUGACAGCGAAGACUUUGGCUCAACACGAUGAACUGAUGAAGAAGACUGAAACAAUGAGCAUCCUGAUGGAAACCAACAAGAUGCUGAGAGAAGAAAAGGACAAGAUGGAGCAAACCCUGCAGCAAACCCAGGCCAAGGUGCAAAGCUUGGAGUCAGACAUCAUGCCUCUGAAGACGGCCAACUCUGAGCUGAGUGAGAAAAGUGGGAUGCUUCAGGCAGAGAAGAAAAUCCUGGAGGAAGAAAUAAAACGAUGGAAAACUCGAACUCAGCAUUUGGUGACCCAGCAGAGAGACUCAGACCCAGAAGAGUACAAACGUUUGACCAGUGAAAGAGAAUCCCACCUCAAACGCAUCCAGCAGCUGACAGAAGAGGGCGCUAAGGCCAAUAAUAUGAACACAGCGCUGAAGAAUCAGAUGCAGUCUUGCCGUGAAGCUUUGGCGAAAAUGACUGAGGAGAGAAAUAAUUUGAAGGCGGACUUAGAGGCGAAAAUUCAGAAUAUACAGGACAAAAUAAAGACCAUCACGCAGGUCAAGAAGAUCGGACGGCGCUACACUCAAUAUGAUGAGCUCAAGGUGCAGCAUGACAAGCUGGUAGCAGAGACAGCAGCAGGACCAUCCCAGGAUGAAGAGACGCGUCAGGCCUCUGCUCAGGAGAUACAGGCCCUCAAAGACUCUCUGAACCAGGCAGAAGCAAAGGUGAAAGAGCUGGAGGCUCAAGUGGAGAAAACCACCAAGGUUGUGACAGAGAGAGACUCAGAGCUGCGCAGCUGUCAGGAGCAGACGAGCAGACUGCAGACGGAGCUGAACAGACUGAGACAGGACUCAGACACUCAGAAACAACAGACCACUGACAAAGAGGAGAAGAUGAAGAAGGCUCUGUUCUUUGCCAAGCAGAAGAUCAGCCAGCUCAUGGGAAACAAGGAGCAGAUGCAGAAGGAGAAUGAGGAGCUGAAGCAGCAGCGUGAGGAGCUGGAGGUGCGAGUGAGUGCUCUGAAGUCUCAGUAUGAAGGACGUCUGAGCCGACAGGAGCGAGAGCUCAGGGACCUGCGCGGGCAUCAGGACGGCAGGGACCAGAGGGACGAACCUGCCGAGGCAGGACCCAGCAAGACCCAGGAGCAGCAGAGGAGCACUGAACAGAGACAGAUCAGCCUCAAGACCACUCCAGCUGCAGAUAGGGGCAGCGCGUCCACCUCUGAGCCUCCCACUGCGAACAUCAAACCGACUCCUGUGGCUUCAGCGAGUAAACAGACAGCCAUUCCUGGAAACAAGGCCACACCCAGAGCCAGUAUCAGACCCAUGAUCACACCCGCCCCCGUGCCCACGCCCACACCCACCGCUACUGUCAUGCCCACUACACAGGUGGAGACUCAAGAAGCAGUGCAGUCUACAGAAACCCCUCCAGUCGAACAUGUGACAGUGUACGGCAGCGCCAGCGGGUCUGUGCGCUCUGCUAGCCCUAAUGUCCAGACCACUCUUGCUAGCCCUAUGCUAACAGUGCAGCAGGUCCAGACUCAGGCCACUGCAUUCGUCCAGCCAACGCAACAGCAGAGCGUGACCCAUUCUGAGCCGGCCAAUCAGGAUCCUCCUCCUCUGGUGUUUGAAACGCCCAGCCAGCAGGUGGAAUGGCCCUCGACAUCCUCCACCUCCUCUGUGUUUGGGACAGUCUCUGCUACCCCGGGCACCUCUGCCAUGUCCAAACGGCCCAGGGAGGAAGAGGAGAGCUCCACUGUGGUGACCGAGGCAGAGGUCCCGUCUGAAGACACCUCCAGAGCUCCCAUCUCCAAGAAGCUGAGAAUCAUCCAGAGAGUGGGACCAGAGGAGGAGAUGUUGACUGAAGACAGUGCUGAGGCUGAAGGAGUUGUGCCAACAGACAGUCAGGACCUCACAGAAGCCUCUCAGGAUGAAGACUUCCAGACUCUGGAGGAGGAAGAGGAGAGCACAGUGCCUCAGUCUGUGAUGGAGCCAGAGGGACCACAGGGGGAAACCUCUGAGCAGCAGAAAGAAGUGAUUGUUAUUUUAACUGAUUCUGAGAGCGAGGAAGGACAAGAGGAAGAGGAGGAAGAGGAGGAGGAUGAACAGGAGUAUGAUGAAGAGGAAGAAGAGGAGGAGGAAGAGGAGGAUGAGGAGGGAGAUGAGGAUGAAGAUGAUGAAGACAGUAAUGAGGGCGGUGGAGACGCAGAGGCCUAUGAGGAAGAGGAGGAGGAGGAGCCAGAGAGCGCUGAUGUAACAGACCCAGGCACAGAGACAGAGGAGAGCGUAGGGGCGUCGGACUCCACCCAGAGACCAGCCGAUUCCCAGACACCGAGCUAUGAGGGCAGUGCAGCCGAGGCCUUCUCCACGGAACAACCGAUCACAGGCUCCGGUACUCGUAUGCCUCAGUCGCCACGGAGAUCGAUGCACCAACCGCAACGUCUGAACGUCCACCAGAGCUCAGAGCUGGGUCCCCUCACUCAGGUCCAGCGGAUUCCUGGACGCCGGCAAUUGGCUCAGCUUGGUCAUAGUGUUCCAGGCAGUACUCAGCACUUUGAGGAUGAUGACCGGAUGGUGCCCAGUGCUCCGACUCUGGUGGCUCCUCAGCGCUCAGACAGUUUUGACCAGGCCUUACAGUCCCCUCAAGUUGCAGGUGUCCCCCGCUUUAGAUUUGGGAUGACGGAAGAGGUCCCUCAGGCCAGCACCUCCACUCACUCCGACCUGGGAGAGCUCGCAUCACAAGGAGGUCUUGGGAUGUUUGCUGAAGAAGAGUCUGGAGGUCGUAGUGUCCCAACCACUCCACUACAGGUCACAGCACCAGCCUUUUCCGAAAUCGCUCCCUCGGACUCCACAGAGCACGCCUCCCAGUCUGUUCCCAUGGUAACCACGUCCACACAAGGGCUGGUGUCAGGGACAGGUGCGGCAGGAGAGGAGAGAGACGACUUCCUGGAGCCUGACACUGACAGGUCCAGUGUGGAGGCGUCAGGAGAGCCGGUGGUGUCCCAGGCAGAAGCAACAGAGUCCAGUCAAACGUCGGGCACAGGCAGCCUCCCCUCCACCAGCCAAGAGCCCUCCUCCAGCAGCACAGGCCCCAACAGACCAGAUACGAGCAGUGCCAGAGCCAGACCCUCUCGCUCUGGUCCCAGUCGACAGCUGCAGCGCUGGUCUGAGGGCAGAGGCGGCCGCAUGAAGAGAGGUCAGGCCUUUGCUCGAGGUUUAUACAGACGAUGAGACGCCUCUUGGUGAAGACUUGAAUCACAUUUUCCUCUGUGGAGUCCAGCUCUUCUGUUCAGUUAUGAAGUGAUCAAAAUUGUGUUGGUUUAGUUUUAUACUUAAAUUACCUUUUGUAACGAGUGUCCAUUCCCAAAAAUGUUUUAUCAAAAUUGUAAUAAACAAUAAAAAUGUAAAAAUCAAA